GCUCGCGGGGCCGGCUCCGCCCACCUUCUCGGGCUUCCGCCCGUCUCUCGGGUCAGCUGCGCGGGUGCAGCGCGUCGCUGCGCUCCAUGGCCGGGUUACUGGCGCUGCUGGGCCCGGCGGGCAGGGUCGGCGCCCGGGUCCGGCCUCGUGCCACCUGGCUCCUGGGCGCCGCCGCCCCCUGCGCCCCGCCGCCCCUGGCCCUGGCCCUGCUCCCGCCCAGGCCAGACGCCCGGCUGCUCCGCACGGCGCGCGGGGACUGCCGCGGCCGCCAGGACCUCAGCCAGCCCACGGAGACCACAGGCAGCAGCGUCAGCUGCACAGAGGAGAAAAAGCUAAGCAAGUCACAGCAGCUGAAAAAGAUUUUUCAAGAAUAUGGCACUGUUGGUGUGUCGGUGCACAUCGGAAUCUCAUUAAUCUCCUUGGGCAUAUUUUACAUGGUUGUGUCAAGUGGUGUGGACAUGUCUGCAGUCCUGCUGAAACUCGGAUUUAAAGAAUCCCUGGUACAGUCAAAAAUGGCAGCAGGCACAAGUACCUUCGUGGUGGCCUAUGCGAUCCACAAGCUGUUUGCGCCAGUGAGAAUCAGCAUUACGUUAGUCUCUGUGCCCUUGAUUGUCAGAUAUUUUCGAAAAGUGGGAUUUUUUAAACCUCCAGCUGCAAAACCUUAAUGAACUCUUCAGUCCUAGGCACUGAAAACCUCUUUCUUCUAAAUUACAUAAUUUGGAUUGGUUUUAGGAUUGUAGGGUUUAUUUCGGAGGUGUAGGGGGCUAAUUGCUAUGUUCUCAUGGAUAAACUUUGCCAGCAAAAAUCAGGCUUUUGAACAAUUUUAAUUUUUUUGCUUCAUAAAUUUUGUGAACGCUAUUCAUUAUAGGGUUUGUAUAUGUAAUCUAAAAUGUCAGCAAGACAUCACAGAUGGGUUAACAUCUCAAAACAAAAUAACCUACAAAUGUUCCUUCUGGAAGGUUUUAGCGAGAGUCUGUCUGUAAAAGCUCCAGGGGGUUCAUCUUGGCUCAGGUUUGUAAAAAGCAAUGAUUAAUUUAACUGGCUUUUAAAUAUCCCCUUCCGCUGAUAUUUGUUGUCAGCUGCCUACAGUUUAAUAUGCAGCAUUCUGCAAAACAGCUGCCAGUGUUUCAAGUAAUGAAGCAAGACUUAAUAUGUAAUCACAAUCUAAAUCAGCAUCAAUACCUUGACAUUCAUUACAUUUGUUAUGGGGAAAGAACAGUAUUUCUGGUAUGUUUCCUUUGAUCCCCAAACACCUUCCAAGCUGGACAUGAUGGGGCUGAUCCCAGAUGGUUUUUCUGAAAUUUCAUUAAAGCAGAUCAGCGUCAUUUGCCUCUGUAUAGGUAAAAUAUGAAAACUCUGCCCAGAUGCCAAGUAGCAGUGGCAUCGCUUGGCUCCUGAUGCCCGUGUUCCAGAGGAAUUUGGAUAGCACACAUAAACAGCUAAGACAAUCUUAGCUUUUCUUAGACAAUCUUUAUCUCAAACUUCAGACAUUCCGGAACUGUCAUGUUUACACUCUCAUUAUUUUGAGUUAAAAAUCUUGUUCAGGAAAAAAAGGAUUUUGUAUCACUUCCUAAAAAGGAAAAUUAGUAGCACUUAUCACAAUGGAAGGCAACUAUGAGCUAAUACAAGCCAGGGAGGGGCUUGUAUUACACGAGCAGGUGUAGUCUACCGAGCCAGUUUUACGAAAUCAAGGGCAUGUGUGUUAGAGUGGCUAAGAGUAGAAAUUGAAGCAUAGAGGCCAGGUGCGGUGGCUUACACCUGUAAUCCCAGCACUUUGGGAGGCCGUGGCAGGCAGAUCACUUGAGGCCAGAAUUUCGAGACCAGCCUGGCCAACCUGAUGAAACCCCGUCUCUACAAUAAAUUCAAAAAUUAGCUGGGCGUGGUGGCACAUGCCUGUAUUCCCAGCUGCUGGGGAGGCUGAGACAGGAGAAUUGCUUGAACCCAAGAGGUAGAGGUUGCAGUGAGCCGAGAUCGCACCACUGCACUCCAGCCUGGAUGACGGAGGGAGACGCCAUCUCCAAAAAAAAAAGAAAUCCAAGUGCAGAUGCAAACUGAGGCACUGAGACUUCCUCCUUAUAGCAGUCAGGAAUAGGCGAUUGAAUUAAUUCUGUCCUGUGGGGUUCAACAUCAUGCAAGUUUCCCCUGGGCUGUUCUCUGAUGCAGGGCACUUGCUCCACACUCUGGGAACCCAGAUUAACCAGUCUGCCGUCACAGAGUUGAAGGAGUUGCAUUUAUCUUUCUGACUCCCAAUUCCUUUAAAAUUAGAAUUGUUGCAGAAUCUCCACAAGGCUAAAUAAAAUUGCAUUUGUGACCCUCAGAGAACUGAAGGAACUAUGAACUGGCUGUCCUGGUUUGCUGAGAUCGGGCUGUUGACAGCUCCUGGCUGGCCCAGUUACCCAUGCCAGUUAUCCGUUAACAUUUCGAAGAAUCUUUGUAGGACAAGUUCUCCACUUGCAAGGUCUUUAAAGUAAACCUUUUUCUUUUUUCCUCUAAGGCAAUUAGCCCACUACCAAAAGGUUUUAGUGACUUAAAGCUGGAACUGUCCAAGAUCUGAUUCCAAGGACUUCCCUACAGCUGAAAUGCCUCACACCAGUAUUGGGUGAUUUUCUGUGUGGCCGGAACAGAGCGUUUUCAUCUUGUGUUUAAAGCAGUUUGUUGGCAUUGACUCUUCACCACUUUCUUUACCAGUCUCCCAUUCAUGUCCCUAGUAAUGCCUUAUGCAAAAAGAAAAAAAAAAAAGAAAAGAAAAAAAAAAAGCUGACGGUGAUUCCUGCAGGUUUAAGGGCUUAAAUCUCAAAUUCUGUGUUAAGAGUAACGGGAGUGUGCUGAUAGGGCAAGCAAUAAAACGAGUCAUACCAAAAAGCCACAUAGCUCUCUCCACUCCUGUGGCCAGUGGUCCCAACAAAAAAUAACUGAAGACGAGGGGGUCCAAGGAUCACAGAACUAAGCAUUCUGUGAAUUCACCAGCAAGAUGUACAGAACGCUUGUGUUUACAUUGUUUUUACAGAACUAGCAGAAUAAAACAGAUCUAUUUUAAAAAUGCAA
Molecule: messenger RNA, 3045 nt
Organism: Sapajus apella (tufted capuchin)
Lineage: Eukaryota; Metazoa; Chordata; Mammalia; Primates; Cebidae
Gene: MIMS2
Product: family with sequence similarity 210 member B
Exons: 3
Coding region: 87-665 (192 amino acids)
Cellular component (GO): mitochondrion
Source: RefSeq, a predicted model, not a curated record